UCUCCUCAGACUGACGAUGGCUGAAGCUCAGCUGUUUGUAUCACAGGACGAGUUCAACUGCUCGGUGUGUCAGGACAUCCUGAAUGACCCAGUGUCACUGCAUUGUGGUCACAGUUUCUGUCUGAAUUGCCUCAAGGACUACUGGGAUCAGAGCCAAGAGUGCAGAUGUCCUCAGUGCAGACACAUCUUCAUGCUGAGACCUGAACUGCACAUAAACACUCUGCUGAAUGAAGUCAUCAAGAAAUUAAAGAAGACGGCACUCAGUUCUUCUCAUCCUCCUCCAUCUCAGAAUUAUGCUGGCCCUGGAGAAGUGGAGUGUGACAUCUGUGCUGGGAAGAAGUUCAGAGCGGUGAAGUCCUGUCUGACCUGCAUGGCCUCCUACUGUCAGACUCACCUGCAGCCUCACUAUGAAGGAGAUGCCCUGAAACACCACAAGCUGGUCGAUCCUGAUGGAAAUCUAAAGGAGAAACUCUGUGAGAAACAUCAGAAAAGUCUGGAGUUAUUUUGUAACUGGUUAUUAGAUCAUGCUGCUCCAGCCAGCCAGCCAGCCAGAGAAUCCACCACCAGCCCGCCCCUCUCCUCCCUGUGCGGCAAGCAGCAGGCGCACCUCACAAAUGGAGGGCGCCCUUACUCCCCGCAAAUGGGAAGUAGAAAACUGAUCGGUGCCCAUGCAAUCCCAAAAAUGCACUGGCAUGAUGCCGGGGCAGCAUGA
Polypterus senegalus (gray bichir) is the source of this 712-nucleotide messenger RNA. Its product is annotated as E3 ubiquitin/ISG15 ligase TRIM25-like. The coding region runs from base 17 to 712 and encodes 231 amino acids. The record is from RefSeq and is a predicted model, not a curated record. The transcript has 2 exons. NCBI's taxonomy places the organism in Eukaryota, Metazoa, Chordata, Cladistia, Polypteriformes, Polypteridae.